CGAAGAAGAAGGUAGCCGUGACGUCUGGCCGUGGUUGGUUGUUGUUGUUUAGCAACCAUUUGCUAGUUAACGGGUAGUUUACCUUUGACAUCGUAUAUGGCGCAUUAAGCUGUUUUCGAGUAUAUGUGAGGUUUAAAGGGGAUUAAAAUGGCCCUGCAAAGCUGAGGAUCCAGUGAUGCCAUAGAGGUAGGAGGCACUGCCAGGGCUCCUCCACCGGAGGACGAGAGGUCUCCUUAGCAAUGGCAACCGAACUUCAUGAGACCAUAUUCAUGGCCAAGCAGGAGCGCCACAAAAACCUGUUUCUUAACUACAAAAACCUGAACAUUUUCCCCGUGGAGCUGCUGAAAGAUGAAGGCCUGCAGUUUCUGGAGAGACUUUACAUGAAGAGAAACUCACUCACUACACUGCCUGACAAUCUUGCUCAAAAGCUCCCGAAUCUCAUUGAACUGUAUUUGCACUCAAACAACUUGGUCAUUAUUCCUGAGGCUAUUGGAAACUUGGCCAGACUGCAGUCGUUAGACCUGAGCAAUAAUGCCCUGCAGGUUCUCUGUCCAGAGAUCGGCAGACUGAGGUCUUUGCGGCACCUGAGACUGUCCAAUAACCAGCUCAAAUGCCUUCCUCCAGAGAUUGGUGAUCUGCAGGACUUGGAGACGCUUGACGUGUCGAUGAAUCAGCUGAUGUCUCUACCGGACCGACUACAUCGCUGUCUCUCACUACAGAAUCUGACAGCGGACCACAACCUGCUGAGCCACGUUCCCCGGCAGCUCUGCUGGCUCCACCGCCUUAACCAGCUCUCUAUGGCAGCUAACCGGCUGACUUUCCUACCACUGGAUCUGGGCAGAUCACGGGAGAUGCAGUUUGUGUUUGUUGACAACAAUGUGGACCUGAAAGGACUCCCGUCCUACUUGUACAACAAAGUUAUCGGCUGCAGCGGAUGUGGCUUAUCUGCUCAA
This is a messenger RNA of Neolamprologus brichardi, 953 nucleotides long. NCBI's taxonomy places the organism in Eukaryota, Metazoa, Chordata, Actinopteri, Cichliformes, Cichlidae. The record is from RefSeq and is a predicted model, not a curated record.